AUGCAGUCCCUCACAUCUCGCUUUGAUCAAUUGGCACUUCUCGGCAAGCCGCUUGCUCUUGAAGAACAACUUGAGUUCAUCUUCAAAGGUCUUCCUGAAGAUUACAAAUCUGUCAUUGAUCAAGUGGAAGGACGUGAGACCCCACUGUCCAUCCUUGAAGUUCAUGAAAAGCUUAUCAACAAGGAAGCCAAACUCAUGGCCAUGGCACUUUCACACACCACCUCUGGUCCGACCUCUGCUCAUGUUGCCACUACUCGUCCACAUACCUCUGGGAAACCAUUCUAUCGUCCAAACCAAACCUGGAACAACAACAAACAACAAUCACGCAAAGACAACCGCAUAACAAGAGGUUNCAAGCAAGCCGCCAAGGGAGAUAAGACUGUUGACGACUAUAUGCAGUCCCUCACAUCUCGCUUUGAUCAAUUGGCACUUCUCGGCAAGCCGCUUGCUCUUGAAGAACAACUUGAGUUCAUCUUCAAAGGUCUUCCUGAAGAUUACAAAUCUGUCAUUGAUCAAGUGGAAGGACGUGAGACCCCACUGUCCAUCCUUGAAGUUCAUGAAAAGCUUAUCAACAAGGAAGCCAAACUCAUGGCCAUGGCACUUUCACACACCACCUCUGGUCCGACCUCUGCUCAUGUUGCCACUACUCGUCCACAUACCUCUGGGAAACCAUUCUAUCGUCCAAACCAAACCUGGAACAACAACAAACAACAAUCACGCAAAGACAACCGCAUAACAAGAGGGUACCAAGGCAAGUGUCAACUAUGCGGAGUGUUUGGACAUAGCGCACAACGCUGUUCACGGCUACCUUUCAUCCUUGGCAACCACGGGCCAAUCUCGCUCUUGGACACCAACAGACAACCACUCCGAGGUUACUUGACAGUGGAGCCACCCACCACGACAUGA
Messenger RNA from Camelina sativa (false flax), 906 nucleotides. The record is from RefSeq and is a predicted model, not a curated record. Lineage: Eukaryota; Viridiplantae; Streptophyta; Magnoliopsida; Brassicales; Brassicaceae.